GAGGAGAGGAGGGGAGUCGGGCACAAAGAGUAGCCUCAGUUAUAAAGGCCUGAGCCCUUGGCAUGAGUAGAGGACUUCAUGUGGCCAGGGUUGGAGAUGUCUGUGGAAGGUUGGCUGCAUUUCAUAUCACACCCAGGUUCCUCUGCGGGGAGAAUGGAUGAAUUCCAUCCUUUCAUCGAGGCGCUGCUGCCGCAUGUGCGUGCCUUCGCCUACACCUGGUUCAACCUGCAGGCCCGUAAGCGCAAGUAUUUCAAAAAGCACGAGAAGCGGAUGACCAAGGACGAAGAGCGCGCCGUCAAGGAUGAGCUCUUGGGCGAAAAGCCCGAGGUCAAACAGAAGUGGGCUUCGCGCCUCCUUGCCAAGCUCCGCAAAGAUAUCCGGCCUGAGUGUCGGGAGGACUUUGUGCUGUCAAUCACGGGGAAGAAGCCUCCAUGUUGCGUCCUCUCGAACCCGGACCAGAAGGGGAAGAUGAGGCGUAUUGAUUGUCUGCGGCAGGCGGAUAAAGUCUGGCGUCUGGACCUGGUGAUGGUGAUUCUGUUCAAGGGCAUCCCGCUUGAGAGCACAGAUGGGGAGCGGCUGGUCAAAGGCGGUCAGUGCUCCAAUCCCAUCCUCUGCGUCCAGCCUCAUCACAUCAGUGUGUCCGUCAAAGAGCUGGACCUCUACCUCGCCUACUUUGUGCAGGAGAGAGAGGCUGAACAGAGCAGUAGUCCUCGGACAGGUAUUGGUUCAGAUCAAGAGGACAGUCGAGCAGCCACCAUGGAUGCUCCAGAGUUUCAAGAGAGCUUUGUAACUUCAGGCGUCUUCAGCGUAACAGAACUGGUGCAAGUAUCAAGAACUAGGGUGUUUGCUUGUAUUGGGGUGUGUUUGUGUGUCGGAGAGCUGCAGGGUCAUCUUGCCUAUGAUCUGAACCCUUCAGGGGUGGGAAUGAGGAGAACCCUUCCCAGCACCUCCUCUAGCGGAAGUAAGAGACACAAGUCUGGAUCCAUGGAGGAUGAUAUAGACACCAGCCCAGGGGGCGAGUACUACACCUCUCCCAACUCCCCUGCCAGCAGUUCACGCAACUGGACAGAGGAGAUGGAAGGAGGAAUCUCCCCUACAGUUAAGAAGACAGAGAUGGAUAGUCCGUCCCCUCAGGAGAGCUCUCCACGUCUCGGCUUCACACAGCACCACAGACCUGUCAUUGCAGUGCACAGCGGUGAGGGGACAACGAUUCAUAUUAUUUUGUCGUCUCUGCACUUCCCUGGCGCUCCCAUUCUCCCCCAGACUGCCUCCACCUACUUCCAGCACACGGCCAUCCGGUACCCCCCACACCUCAGCUCUCAAGACCCGCUCAAGGAUCUUGUCUCUCUGGCCUGUGACCCGUCCAAUCAACAGCCCAGCCCGCUGAAUGGCAGUGGUCAGGUGAAGGUAUCCAGUCACUACAUCUCCUCUCAGAUGCUGGCCCCCCCGCCACCCCCCGGCCUGCCCCGUCUGACGCUGCCCCCAGAGUCCAAAUCCAGCACCACCUCUGCAGACGCAGCUGCCAGCUCACCCACCUCCCCCACUUACUCUGCUCCCGGGACGCCACCUGCCAACCGCUCCUUCGUAGGAAUUGGUUCUCGAGACACUGGCAGUCUGUAUCAGGCACAGUCCUGGUAUCUGGGGAACUGAUCAUCACACACACGGAGACGAACCCGACGAGGCACAGACAUGGAUCUGAAAAAUCAAUUUUUUGUGGAAUUUACAAGAAAAAAAGUUGUGAACGAGAUGCAAGAGGGAAAAUCAGAUAUAUAUGCAGUAUUUGUAUAUAUACACACACACACACACACACACACAUAUAUAUAUACACAAUAUGUGUGUAUAGAUGUAUGUGCACACAUAUUUAUAUAUGCAUAACAACGUACAGUAUAAGAUGCUUCAAUACACUUUUUUUUUAAAGACAAUGGAAACGGAUAAGAGCGUGAAAGAAUGGCCAUAGAUGGAACAGAAGAAAAGGAGACAAAAGAGGAGGAUGUUUUUUGUUUUUCUGGGAGGGCAGCCCGAACUAUGAAAUAUAUUGGCGGACGUGUUGAAAAGGCCCACUCUGAUUCCCUGCCUCCUGGAAUGCCUUUCCUCAAUCCCCUCCUUCUGCUACAGGUGCUGCUUCCUCCUAUAUGCAAAAUAAGUAUCCUUUAUUUUCUUAAUGAACAGGGAAGAGAAACCCCAACGAAAGGGUUUUUCCGCUAGCAUUUCGCCACAGAUUCGGAGGUGAGCACGGUCUGUUUUUAUUCUUUUUUAAGUGCGCAAAGGCAACACGGCGUGGAAAAGGAAACGAAAAGGUCGGUGCUUCCGUUCACAUGACAUUUUGGAAAAAGAAAAGAAACAAAAAGGCUACUUUUCAUCCAGUUUUAUUGACAAUCAUGUAUCUGCGUCCUUGGUUUCGUUCAGAGGGUGAUGUUUUCUAAAUUGCAUUCUCCGUCGUUUGUAACGGAGUCCACUUUUUGGUGGAAGCUUGUCAUGUUUUUUGUACAUCGGAGGAAUAUUAGUGGUACCUCAGUGACAUUAUACAUCACAGUCAGCGUCUAUACACACAUGCGCACACACUUACAUGGAAACACACCUAUCUUGAGGCAAUGGCAUGUACUUUUAAAGGCUACACGAGGUGUGUGUGAGCUGUGAAACAGCCUUCAUAGGAUGAGCCAGGGAAUAGCAAGGGUGAAUCAGCACCUUUCUCUCUACGCAAUAUGAAAGCCCCUCAUUUCCUGGACCCCGCUGUAAGUGUGUGUGCGUGUGCAUCCGUGUGUUUGUGCGUGUCAUAAACAUUGGUAGUCCCUUAUUCAUCUCUGUGAGUUCACAGAUUAGGGGGUUUUGAUUCAUGUAGAUUCGUGGAUUUUUCCACAUAGCGACAAAGGGAGUUGAAAUAUAGUUCUGUCAUUACUUAGACAGUAUUGGGUGUAGAGGAUAGAUUUUUUUUUCUCUAUGUGUAAUUUGUUUAAAUUCAUUGGAAAUUACAGGCAUUGCACUACUUUAAAUUUUUAUUUUUCCUCUUUUGCAAAUUUCUGUUCGGCCUAAUCAUAUGGAAUGCUGCGAUUAGUCGAUUAUUUUUGUCAUGUUCUGAUCUCACGGUAGAUGAGGGUUGGUUUCCUAGUAGCUAAGAAGCUGAUCAGAACAAUCCAACAUUUUCUAUGUAAAUGUGUCCAUGUUUAUGUGAUUACUUUUAUACGAUUCCCAUAGUUUAA
Cyprinus carpio (common carp) is the source of this 3197-nucleotide messenger RNA. RefSeq names its product nuclear factor I/C. The record is from RefSeq and is a predicted model, not a curated record. Lineage: Eukaryota; Metazoa; Chordata; Actinopteri; Cypriniformes; Cyprinidae. The transcript is spliced from 12 exons. Bases 79 to 1650 code for a protein of 523 amino acids. Gene Ontology annotation, molecular function: DNA-binding transcription factor activity, RNA polymerase II-specific; RNA polymerase II cis-regulatory region sequence-specific DNA binding. Gene Ontology annotation, cellular component: nucleus. Gene Ontology annotation, biological process: regulation of transcription by RNA polymerase II.